Molecule: messenger RNA, 1706 nt
Organism: Trichoderma atroviride IMI 206040
Lineage: Eukaryota; Fungi; Ascomycota; Sordariomycetes; Hypocreales; Hypocreaceae
Source: RefSeq, a predicted model, not a curated record
GUUGUUGUUGAUAACGUCACGGCGAUUUUUCAAGAGCGAGACACGCAUCGUCUCUUGUUUUUCUCAAGCGCACAGCCACGGCUCUUUUGGAGAGGCUUUGGCUGGCUGAUACGACCGCGAUUGGCCCUCUCGCAGCUUACCCGCAUUUCACUCAACCCGAGAGACAUUCCGCAUUCCAACAACUUUCAAUCAAUCAUCCAUCAAUAUGGCGCCGGCGCUGGAGAGUGCCGGACAGGCCCUCACCGGCACGCAGACUGUUGAUGUUAUCGACACCGAUGUCUUCCCCAGCUCUGCGGAUGGCCCUCUCGCUGAGGGAGCGCGCAUCUUUGCUCGCCUCGCCAAACGAACCAACGACCCGUCCAAAGGCGUUCUCGACCCCCAUGACAUCAACAAUGCCGGCUUCUUCUUCCUUUUCGCGCUCAUCGGCGUUGCCUUUGUCGUAACGGGCAUCUGGUUCUUCUUCUGGGCCAAGAACGGCGGCAUCCACUUCAAGGACGACGAUUGGGACGACUACAAAUCCACGGUUAUGCGUCGCAAGGGACCCAAUGGAACGAUUCUCUCCAACGCUACCCGCUCGACGAAUCUGGGCGGUGGAAGUGUCUACAAGCGCUACGACGACCACGAGGAUGACGGCCACACUGUAAUCACGGAAAGCACUGCUCUGAGCGGCAUCACUGCCGGUGCGAGUGAUAUCUUUGCUCGCGAGAAGCGCAAGAAGAAGAGGGAAGCCCGAGAGGCCGAGCGCAAAAAGCGACGCGGCGAAAAGGGCAAAAGCACCAGCUCCAACGAAUUCGAGGGCGUCGUGGACGAAAAGGCAGAGCGAGAUGCCAAGAAGUUCCUGCGCAAUUACCGUCACGAAAAGCCCGCCCGCGUUGGCGGAAUCAACAAAGAGGCCGAAGGCUCAGAGUGGGAAGGAUCUACAAACGCGGCUGAAUCUUCUGUUGGCGCAACCUCCGAACUACUUGCCAACCAGGAACCCACGCCUACUUCGGAUCCUCCUCCCAAGUCUGAACCUCCCAAGACCAGGAGCGGUGGUAUCCGAAAGGUGUACUCGACUGCGGACCGUAGAGAGAACAGGGAAUCCGAGAGAAUGCGUGCCGAGGCUCGACGACUGCGCGCGGCUGACAAGGUGGCCCAACGAGACUUUGCCUACCAGCGAGCUACCGGCACGGCGACAGACAGCCAGUUGAGCGAGAGUCUGCUGUCUGGCACGGCUAGCGGCAGCGGUGGCUCGACUACUCUUGGCGAGAGCAUCCCCGAGGAGGGCGAGAGUGAGGUCGGCACCAAGAGCUACCACCACCCGUUGCCUGAGCUGAAGGAGCAGAGGAGGAGGGAGAGAGAGGAGCGCAGGGCGAGACGAACCAAGAGCGGUUAUCGACGCACAAACACCGACGACAACUCCGAAAUUUGAAAAGAGGAAAAAUAGUUGUUGUCAUGAUGAUGGGACGUCUUUACGUGAGGGUUGGCAAAUGUGGAAUAAUUGAAUGCUUUUUGGCUCGCUGUCGUUAUGGGUUGCUUUUUUGAUGAGGAUUUUGGGAGGUGGGUGGUAUGAAAUGCCUCUUUUGUCUUUCCUUCUUUUGUUUUAUGCGGAUCGGACACGGCUGUUAUAUGUGACGUAACGAUGAAUGGGAGCUGUGGUUUGAGAUAUAUAGUUAUUCCCCCAGUUUUAUAAAUAAACAAUGAUUACACCCCAAGUAUUUGUUUGC